Messenger RNA from Pieris macdunnoughi, 858 nucleotides. The record is from the annotation of a GenBank genome assembly. Lineage: Eukaryota; Metazoa; Arthropoda; Insecta; Lepidoptera; Pieridae.
AUGAGUCAUCCGCCGCCAGUUUCCUGUAUUCCAAACACUGCCAAAAUGUCGAAGGCUAAAAAAGUUAUUGAAGAAGCCAAAGAAAUUAAUAAUCCAGAAAUAGAUCUGGUUGAUAAAGGAAUUUCUAGCUUAGAUGAAAUACCAGGCUUAUUUAGCUUGGAAAAUAUUACAAGAUUAACUUUAAGUCAUAAUAAGCUCCAAGUUGUACCAGCUGGUCUUGCUAAUUUGAUGAACUUGGAGAUAUUGAAUCUCACCAACAAUCAUAUUGAAGAACUACCUGUCAGUUUGUCUUCUCUACCAAAACUGCGAAUUCUCAAUGUAUCCCUUAAUAGGUUAUAUGCAUUGCCUCGAGGGUUUGGAGCUUUUCCUGUAUUGGAAAUUUUGGAUUGUACUUAUAAUAAUCUGAAAGAGACUACAUUGCCUGGAAAUUUCUUUAUGAUGGAAAGCUUAAGAGCUCUUUAUUUGGGAGACAAUGACUUUGAAUAUCUUCCAGCUGAGAUUGGAAACUUGAAAAAUCUGCAGAUUUUAUCCAUGAGGGAGAAUGAUCUGAUCGAAGUACCUCGAGAGUUAGGCCAGUUGACAAGAUUGAGGGAGCUACAUUUACAAGGAAAUAGACUUGUUGUGUUGCCACCAGAAAUAGGGUUCUUGGAGCUCGCAAGUAACAAGUCAGUGCUACGGCUUGAAGGGAACUUUUGGGUUCCUCCCAUUGAAGAUCAGUUGAAACUGGGACCCUCUCAUGUGUUGGACUAUCUUCGUUCAGAGACGUACAGAGUUCUAUACAGCCGACACAUGUCUGCAAAGCCACCUCCGCCGCCUCAGACGCUUGACAAAAGCAAGAAAGCAAGUCGAAUGCGAUAA